Neomonachus schauinslandi (Hawaiian monk seal) is the source of this 1158-nucleotide messenger RNA. RefSeq names its product prostaglandin D2 receptor (gene PTGDR). The record is from RefSeq and is a predicted model, not a curated record. Gene Ontology annotation, biological process: positive regulation of cytosolic calcium ion concentration; inflammatory response; G protein-coupled receptor signaling pathway. The transcript is spliced from 2 exons. Bases 1 to 1077 code for a protein of 358 amino acids. Gene Ontology annotation, molecular function: prostaglandin D receptor activity. Lineage: Eukaryota; Metazoa; Chordata; Mammalia; Carnivora; Phocidae. Gene Ontology annotation, cellular component: plasma membrane.
AUGCGGCCGCCGCUCUCCCGCUGCCACAACACCACCUCGGUGGAGAAGGGCAACUCGGCGACGAUGGGCGGGGUGCUCUUCAGCGCCGGCCUCCUGGGCAACCUGCUGGCCCUGGGGCUGCUGGCGCGCUCGGGGCUGGGGUCGUGCCGGCCGCGCCCGCCGCCCUCGGUCUUCUACGUGCUGGUGUGCGGCCUGACGGUCACAGACUUGCUGGGCAAAUCCCUCGUGAGCCCCUUCGUGCUGGCCGCCUACGCGCAGAACCGGAGCCUGUGGGGACUGGCGCCCGCGUCGGGCAGCUCGCUGUGCCAAGCCUUCGCCUUCUUCAUGUCCUUCUUUGGGCUCGCCUCGACGUUGCAGCUCCUGGCCAUGGCCCUGGAGUGCUGGCUGUCCUUGGGGCACCCCUUUUUCUACCGACGGCACAUCACCCUGCGCCGCGGCGCGCUCGUGGCGCCGGUCGUGGGCGCCUUCUGCCUGGCUUUCUGCGCGCUCCCCUUCGCGGGCUUCGGGAAGUUCGUGCAGUACUGUCCCGGCACCUGGUGCUUCAUCCAGAUGGUGCACGAGGAGCGCUCGUUGUUGGUGCUGGGCUACUCAGUGCUCUACGCCAGCCUCAUGGCGCUGCUGGUCCUCGCCAUCGUGCUGUGCAACUUGAGCGCCAUGCGCAACCUCUACGUGAUGCACCGGCGGCUCCCGCGGCGCCAAGUCUCCGGCACUCGCGACCGCGCGGAGCCUGGCGCCGACGAGAGGGAGGCGGCCGCGCAGCCCCUGGAGGAGCUGGACCAUCUGCUGCUGCUGGCCCUCAUGACCGUGCUUUUCACCAUGUGCUCCCUGCCUUUAAUAUAUCGUGCUUACUAUGGAGCAUUUAAAACUGCCCAUGAGAAAGAUGCAACCUCUGAAGAAAUGGAAGACCUCCGAGCCUUGCGUUUUCUAUCUGUAAUCUCCAUUGUGGACCCUUGGAUUUUCAUAAUUUUCAGAACACCAGUAUUUCGGAAGGUUUUUCACAAGAUUUUCAUAAGGCCUCUUAUGUACAGAAAUUGGCCCAGCAAUUCCUGCCGAACUAACAUGGAGUCCAGUCUGUGACACUGUUUUACCACCCAGUCUCUGGUAAGCUGAGGAAUAUGUUACAUUUUCUGUCAAAGAACCAUGUUAAAAAAAAAAAAC